Messenger RNA from Blepharisma stoltei, 1432 nucleotides. NCBI's taxonomy places the organism in Eukaryota, Ciliophora, Heterotrichea, Heterotrichida, Blepharismidae. The record is from the annotation of a GenBank genome assembly.
AUGGGAAACUAUACAGCAAUGAGAGUAUUUUCUAUAUAGACGUGCUGCGGAAACAGCUUGUGUGCGCCUCAGUUCGAAAUUUAUGUGUCAGAUCGUGAAAACCUGCCUGCUCAAAAUCCUGAAACAGCGUUAACAAAAAGGAACAAAAAUGAUCUUCAAGAAGCUGAGCCUUUAAAAGAACAAAUGUCAGCUAUUAGAGAGUCUAUUAUGCUGGACUCACAAUACCGAGACACAAGUUUUGACAGGUCAAGAAUACAGAAAUUAGAAAGCGCUAUGCAUUAUGCGAAAUUAUUGAGAUUAAAAGUAUUAAGCUCGGCGACACUUCCGAAGAAUUUGGUCAUUUCUAUCAAUGCGUUGGGACAUGAAAAUUCGUUAAGAGAUGUGAAGGACGGGAUUACUUAUUUUGGGUGCAAAAAAAGAGCAAAGUCUCAAGGGAUAGGAAAAGGACCAGUUAUCAAUGAUUUUGUAAUCCCUUCCCAAGACAAAUAUUUGGCAGAAAAACACAGAGGGCAGCAUUUCCAGAUUUAUUAUGAUCUUAUUAAGGACGCUUAUUAUGUAAAAGAUUUAGGGGUCGGGUUUGGGACGUUCUUGAGGCUUGCAUCUCAGCUUAUUUUGAAGGAAAAUUAUUUGCUGCAUAUGGGAGAUAACUUCAUUUUGGUGAAUCUUGUGGCAAGUCCUGAUCAUAACUCCCCAAGGUUAAGGCUCAAACUAUUUGGCGCCCCAUGCUCUGGGGACGUUUUUUAUUUUAACGCUUCAGAUUACAAUGAAAGCGUCAUAAGGAUAGGAAGGACCACUAGGCUUAAUUAGAUUAUAGAAAAGCUCCCUGUCGGGAUCUGAAGAUCCUUAUUCCCUUUAGAAAACGAGACAAGCUUGCUUAUUCUCAAAUAAGCCCUUGGCUCUAAUGAUCUCAACAAUAAUCCAAAUAAACAGAAAGCGCUUUAAAAACGUUUUAGACCUUCAGAAAUAAGACAGCUGAGAUUUUGAACGGGCAAAAUAAAAACUUUUCUUCUUAUUCCCUUCUAUAGUACUCCACUCGUCUGUAAGGCGAACUUCAAAGUCUUGCUCCGCCUGCUCCCUGGGCAUUGGAAAGUUUGGAUCACCACGCUGUACUUCAACAAGGUUGCCUACCAUUGAAAAUUCAAAAGGGUUGAAUUUUCUGGUUUACUCUGGGCUAAGAUGGAAAUCCAUAGCCCAAAGCGUAAGGAUAGGGAGAACCACAAAAUGUGAAAUUCAAAUAGAAGAUUCUUUGAUUUCCAAGGUGCAAUGCACUAUUUAUUAUUCCUUAGAAGGAUGGAUUUUAGUAGACGGAGACCUAGAAAAUGACAGAACAAGCACAAAUGGGACCUGGCUUUACUUGAAUGAAAACCACGAGCUGUCCAAUGGGAUGAUGUUUAAAUCCAAUCAUACCUUGUUUCAAGUAUCUAUUGUGUAA